This is a messenger RNA of Balaenoptera musculus (blue whale), 1425 nucleotides long. RefSeq lists its product as uncharacterized. Bases 124 to 834 code for a protein of 236 amino acids. Lineage: Eukaryota; Metazoa; Chordata; Mammalia; Artiodactyla; Balaenopteridae. Gene Ontology annotation, cellular component: cytoplasm. The record is from RefSeq and is a predicted model, not a curated record. Gene Ontology annotation, biological process: sperm individualization; flagellated sperm motility. The transcript has 3 exons.
AUUGUGACCCCACCACCUGCCCCAUUAUGACCCAGUCCUUCUCCCCCUCCCCCACCAGAGGAGUCUGGCUCCCAGUGACUAUGUGGAGGCCGGGCGGCCCAGGCAGUCCUGGGACCCGCGGCCAUGGGUGAGCAAACCCACUACCGAGCCCAGCCGUGCUCUGGCACCAACCCCAGGAAAUGCCAGGACCUAGGAGACUCAAUUCUUCUGAUCCUGGGCAGCUUCAUCUUGCUCAACGUGGGGAUCAACGUGGUGACUCUGCUCUGGAGGCAUCUGAAGAGCUCCUUGCGGACACUCUUCCGUCACGUUUUCCCCAAAGACAAGCAAGCCAGCUGUGUAGGCAGCCAUCGCAUGUGCAUGCGCUGCUCCGUGGAUCCCAAGAACCUGUGCUCAAGAGAUCCUUCCCGCUUCCGCCAUCGCCCAAGCUUCCUGCUCAGGCACCCAAACCACCUUGACUCGUGGAUACCAGACACAAAACAUGAGGAGGCUUCUGGGUGCUGCUGGAUGCCGCCUCAGUGUGGACGGGCUGGGGCUCCCAUGGAGGCUCCACGGGGACUGUGGAAGGAGGGGGUAGUGGGAGCUGGCGAGGCCCCUCCGGUCACAGCCUUAAAGUCCCGAGCCACCUUUUACUCCAGGCAAGAGACAUCUUCCAAGCUCCGCAGGAUGAGCAAGGUGGACGUGCUUCCACUCCACCUGCCCCAAGAGAGCAAGACGAAGACCCCAGACUAUGACCCAGCCCAGGCCCCAGGCCGGGCCCAGAACCGCCCCCCAGUUCAGCCCCCUGCGCAUGCUCCUGCCAAGGCCCAGACCUUCUCCUCAGCCCACCCCCCAUGAGCACACCACCCCCCAGGUCCAGACCCCCUCCCCAGCCCUCACCCCUGAGCGCAGCCCUGCCCAGGUCCAUGGCCCUGAGCAUACCUCAGCCCAUACCCCAGCCCAGGCCCAAGCCCAGGCCCCCUCAAAUGCCUCAGCCCAGUCCCUGGGCCACACUUCUGUCUGCACCCUGACCCAUGCUCAUCUGACCUAUACCCAUGCCAACACUCUGGUCCCUCCCCCACCUUCGGCCCCAGUCCCUCCCCCAACUUCUGCCCCUGCUACUACUCCUGCCCUAGCCCCUACACCAGCCCCUGUCCCGAUCUCUGCCACAACCUCUGUCCCAGCGCUGGCCAUGGCCCUGACGACCACUCCAGUCCCUUCCACCACCCCUACCCCCAUCCUAGCUUCUAUUCCCUCUACCUUGUCUGCCUUCAGCCAAGGCCUCUCCUCCGGCCAGGUGGUCUACGAUGCCCGCAGGGUAAAGCAGAACGUGGUCCAUGUGUGUCCCCCUCAGAACUCGGGGUACUCCAGAAAGGACUUGGGUACCGUCUCCAGGCCCCAAGAGGGGCAUGGUCUGGUGAGCUCUGGUACAGCUGAGCAAACACUGAA